AUGGGAGGCAAGAGCCACAACGACGGCGACCCUGCCCACGAGUCGCUCGGCGAUGAUGCGUUCUCGCGGACCAUUGACAAACUCCGCGAGCUCGGCAUCGCCGAUCUGGUCCCCCUUCCGCAACUUGUCGUGGUAGGUGACCAGUCUUCGGGUAAGAGUUCUGUUCUGGAGAGUGUGACGGGUUUCGCUUUCCCUCGCGCUCCUGAGCUCUGCACUCGUUACGCGACCCAGAUCACUUGCCGCCGCGAUGAUUUUGAGAGCGUCCAGGUCUCCAUCAUUCCGAGCCAGGACUCCAAGGAGAAUCGGAAGGAGCGACUGAAGAAAUUCGUGUUUGCUGUCGAGAAGAAUGACCUCGCGUUAGCGGACAUCUUUAUGAAGGCGAACGAAGCCAUGGGACUUCGUGGUAUCAACGACGCGGAUGAUUCGAAGCUUUCCACCUUUGCCGAAGACAUUCUCAAGAUUGAGAUUAACGGCCCCGAUCAACAUCACCUAACCAUCAUCGAUGUCCCGGGUAUUUUCCGCACGUCUACAAAGGGCCUGACCACCGACAAUGACAUUGUUAUCGUCAGAAACAUGGUCAACAGAUACAUCAGAAAUCAGCGUACCAUCAUCCUGGCAGUCAUCCCUUGCAAUGUCGACAUAGCGACCCAGGAGGUUCUUACCCUUGCCAAAGAAGUCGACCUAGAGGGACUUCGAACCAUGGGUGUUCUCACCAAGCCCGAUCUCGCCACCGAGCGCGCCACUCAGCAAAUCGUAUGCGAGCUUGUCGAGGGCAAACGCCAUCUUCUCCGCCUCGGAUACUGCGUGGUGAAGAACCGCAGUGCGGAUGAUACCACCUCAACGAUGACCGAUCGAAAUUCGUCCGAAAAGGCGUUCUUCUCUGCCAAUCCUUGGACGAGACUCAGAUCAACGAACCGAGUCGGUGUUCAUAGUCUCGCCAUCCGUCUGCGUGACUUGCUGCGCGACCUAUCCAAGAAGGAGUUCAAAAACGUCAAAGACGAGAUUCAUCGUAUGCUCAACAAGAGCGAGACCGAACUCAAGCGCAUGGGUCCUUCACGCUCUCGGCCGGAUGCCCAGCGACGAUACCUCGGCCAAAUUGCGUCAGAUUUCCAGGAGGCCGCUCUUCGAGCUCGCGACGGACAUUACAACGGAAUGGACAUGUUCGAACAGAACCCGAAGCUUCGACUCAUCACAUCAAUUGUCAACCUCAACGAGCAAUUUAACAAGGUCUUCGCGCUGCGUGGCCACACGAGAAAGUUUGAUGGACCAGCCGAGACAGAGUUCGGGUCCGAUACUCCGCUGAACGUCGACGCAAUCACCGAUACAGACAAGGCUCUCCUUGGAAUUCUGAAAAAUCUGACGUUCCAAUGCCCCGAGCCUUCGAAGAGCUCACUAUUGAGCAACAUUGAAAGUGUUUUUCAUGAAUCCCGCAGUGCCGAACUUGGCUCCUUUUCGAGGUCCAUGUUAGCGCAGGUCUUCAAGGAACAGACCAAGAAGUGGAAGCCGCUGGUAUUGAAGCAUGUCAGCCAGGCAAUCAUACUAGUUCAUGAAUUCAUCGGUGCCGUGCUCAGACUCAAGUGCGCCGACAGCAACACUUUCGAGGAGCUGCACGACAACUUCCUCCUUCCCAAGCUCCGUGCUUCGUAUCAAAGAGCUUUAGAUCAAGCACAGUUCCUCAUCGAAGUCGAGCUCAGUGGGCAGCCCUACACCAUGAAUCACUACUUCAAUAGCAAUCUCCAACAUUCUCAGGCCAUGAGGCUCCAGCAAGCCAUCAAUAAGGCCGUUGACCCGGCAAGCGUUCUCAACGCCCAUGGCGCUGCGACAAAUAACACCAGCAACAAGGCAGCUCCGGUUUUCGGAGAUACCGCAGUUGUCACGCCCAGAGGGCCUGGGACCCCGGUAGUGAAUAGUAAUGGAAGCCCUUUCGAUUUCACCGCUCAGAAUACCGCCGGGUCUUCCAAAGCUGCAGGAUGGUGGGUAUCAAAGUCAAUGCUCCCCAAGCUCACAACCGAUCGCUCCAACGCUGAGCAGGUCAGAGAGGAUAUCCAUGACAUCCUUCGCAGCUACUACAAAGUUGCUCGCAAGCGAUUUGUUGACGUUGUACCGCAGCAAGCCGUCUUCCACUUCUUGCUUGAUGCCAAAACCAGCCCUCUCAAGAUCUUCACCCCUGAUCUAGUCAUGGGCUUGAACGACAUACAGCUGCAGAUGAUUGCCGGAGAGGAUACGGCAACGCGGGAUAGACGCGAUAUUCUUACUCGAGACGUUGAGAACUUGAAGCUCGCUCUGGAGGAGCUGGGAAUGUCGAAAUAA
Molecule: messenger RNA, 2310 nt
Organism: Colletotrichum fioriniae
Lineage: Eukaryota; Fungi; Ascomycota; Sordariomycetes; Glomerellales; Glomerellaceae
Cellular component (GO): cytoplasm; microtubule; membrane
Molecular function (GO): microtubule binding; GTP binding; GTPase activity
Source: RefSeq, a predicted model, not a curated record